Molecule: messenger RNA, 9661 nt
Organism: Alosa sapidissima (American shad)
Lineage: Eukaryota; Metazoa; Chordata; Actinopteri; Clupeiformes; Clupeidae
Product: phosphatidylinositol phosphatase PTPRQ-like
Exons: 57
Coding region: 3-9509 (3168 amino acids)
Biological process (GO): protein dephosphorylation
Molecular function (GO): protein tyrosine phosphatase activity; protein binding
Source: RefSeq, a predicted model, not a curated record
GUAUGAGACACCUGGGAAUCACUCUUCUGCAGAAACUCCAUUUGGCUAUAGAGACAGCUCAGUGUCCAGCAGGCUGGAUGGCCAUUGGUUGGAGCUGUUUCCGAGUGUGGCAGAGUGUACGUGUGUGGUCAGAGGCCCAGCAGGCAUGUGCAAGGGCAGCCCCAGGGGUCCAUCUUGCAGACCUGCAUACAGAGCAGGAGCUAGAGGCUGUCUCCGCCUAUCUUCUGUCCCAUAGCCACCUGCUACUGCUUUGGACUGGACUUAAUGACCAGCAGACGGAAGGUGUACUUCAGUGGUCAGAUGGCUCCCCUUAUAACUUGUCAGUUGCUGUGAUGUCAGCUCUUUCAGCCAAUCAGACAGACUGUUUCGCACUGCAGAAGAACUCGACUGGUCCAAGCUACUUUCUGACAGCUUUCUUUUGUAAUAUAGCCCUCCCAUACCUCUGUCAUGCAGAGUUAAACUCCAUCCUCACCUCUGGGCUGCAGUUGGUGGAUGUGUGGGAGACGACUGCGCGCCUCAGCUGGGAUGCUGACGCGGCGAAAAUGACCAAUGGCAUGCAGCUCUCCCUGCACUACCAGGAGCAUGACUCAGCAGAAUCCACAGCGAGCCGCUGGCUUCCGUACUCCUCCAUGCACACCCCGCUCCAGGCGCAGGACCGGGUCACGGUGCUCGGCCUGUCUCCUGGACACUCCUACCGCUUCGCUCUGAGGGCCACACACACCACAGGGGCCUGGCAAACACUUGGCCCUCUCCUCACUGUGCACACAUGCCCCAACCCUCCGCGGGACAUAACUGUACGAACAGUGUCAACCAAUCAGAUCUCGGUCAGCUGGACUCCCCCAGACUCCUCCCAGAAUGCUCGGUUCCAGCGGUAUGCCGUGCACUGGUGGGAGGUGGAGUCUGGGGAGGGGAGGGGCCUGUGGGUGGAUGGGGCAGAAACCAGUGCUGUGAUUGGUGGUCUCCUGGCCGAUCAUGAAUACAGGCUUGAUGUAUUAUCAGUCACGACACACGGGGGGGAGAGCUUGAGCAUGCUCACAGCAGGGGAGACCUAUGAAGUGGGUGUGGCCACAGUGAGAGGCGGGAACAAGAGUGAGGAGAAGAUUGUCCGACAGACACUCCAGCCGGAGGGAGUCCUCUUCGCCAUGCCGUUCUCGGCACACACACACUCUGUGGUGCUGUAUGUCCAGCUCCCCUCGACCAGUGUUUACGACGGCGUCUAUGUGAGCCACAGCCACAACAGCUCUUGGAUACCCGUCAGCAGGGACGACGAUAAGAUUGUCGUGGGUGACCUGAAUCCUGGCUCAGAGUACGACUUCACUGUGUUUGUGACCAGUGAAGAGAUGACCAGUGAUGGGCGUGUGUAUGAGGGCAGUGUGACUGACUCGUCCAUAGAGAUCCGCUGGGAUCCUGCAGAUGGACACACACAAAGAUAUGAAGCCAUGUGCUUGGACUGCACCGACACCGUUGUGGUGCAGAAGGUUCUGGAGGAAAGAGCAGUGUUUGGGGGCUUCGUCCCUGGGCGAGUGUUUAACUUCUCUGUGCGCUCUGAGAAGGAGGCCUACAGAGACAGUCCAGCUGUCUACCUCACAGUCAGAGCAGUUCCACGGCCUCCAGAGGAAGUGGUUUUCAUUGAACAGGAAGUCAACUCCAUGUAUGUCAGGUGGACACACUCACAGGGAAGGGCCGACAGCUUCUUGAUACAGUAUGCACUGAGAUCUGAUCCAAAGACCGCUCGUAAUGCACGUAUUCAUGGGAACAGCAUCAGUUUGAGGGACCUAUUGCCAGGAACUGAUUAUGACCUCAGCAUCAGGACCAUCCUUGGAGAGGACAUGAGUGACACAUUCUCAACACACUUCAGUACACGUCCAGCUGGAGUGUGCUCCCUCUCAGUCUCACCAGUCAACCAUACAUCAGUGAAGUUGUCUUGGCAACCGACGACAGGCCAGUUUGACUUCCUCAGAGUGGCCAUAAGCAACCGCUCAGCCUUCUGGGAGCUGCGAGUUGGUCAUGGAGGUCAAGAGGUCACUGUAGGGGGGCUGAGGGAGGGCUGCCCCUACAACGCCACUGUGGAGCGGGUCAGGGGAGACCUCGCAGGGAUCCCCACCAGACUGUACAUACACACAGAGCCAGCCAGUCCUCAGGGUGUGUAUGUGAGCAGUGUGUCGGAGCACAGCUUUUCUCUACACUGGGACCAGGCAGAGGGCUGUGUGGAGGAAUAUCUGCUGAUACUCUCACCUGACCACGGCACCAUGAACAUUACACACACACAGGCAGACGUUGGUGGUCUGACUCCAGGGACCUCUUACUCGGUGACUCUGAAUGCGGUGUCCCCCUCCGCUAAUAGUGCGCCAGUCAGCCGCAUUAUCACCACCAACGCCUCUGUUCCAGCUGCUCCAUCUGAUCUUGAGGGGGAAAGGGUAGGGUCUGAUGGAAUCCUCCUAUCAUGGAAGACCCCACGCGACGACUCCAUCCAAUUAUUUGUCCUCCAGUACAAGCAGGUGUGUCCUCAUCCUGACUCCGCCUUCACAGAGAUCACCAGGAGUUUGGACAUUCCAGAAUACCUGCUGAACGAGCUCAUACCCGGAGCUACCUAUAAUAUCAAGGUGGGCUCUGAGAAUCGCGAUGGGAUCAGAUCCUUCAGUAAAUCCCUCUUCAUCAAGACCUCUGAGGCUGCCCCUGGUCUGGUGACAAACCUGACUGCGGUGCCAACCAACCACUCCUUUGUGAAGGUGACGUGGUACCUGCCCAAGCGUAUCAAUGGCCUGAUCACUAAGUUUGCAGUGAAGGCCAAACACGCCCGCACUGGACAGACCGUGGAGACACUAGAGGUCAACGCAGAGGACAUUAUGUCUGGUGCCCUGCCUCAUUGCAAUGACGCAGCGGACAUCUUGUCUCGUGGGACGCCCAGUCCAGAGGAGUCUCUGUUGACCUCGGCAUCGUCUCCACCAGUCACGCUCUCAGCCGUCCCACCUGCCUCCAGCUGGAGUGUGCCAAUCAGUGUGGGCAUGGCAAGGCUCCGCCCAUACACCGCCUACGUGUUUGAAGUCUCCGCCUUCACUAGUGAUGAGGGCCAGAUCGCCAGCACUAUGGCCCGCACGCCUGAGUCAGCUCCAGAGGACCCCCCUGAGAAUCUGAUGGUGGGGAACGUCACGUCUCAGUCCAUCUCUCUGUCCUGGGAAGCUCCCACCAUCAUCACAGGACGCUUCAGCUACGUCUUAGAGCUCUACGGACCCACAGGUUUCAUCUUUGAGAACAGCACCGUUGAUCUGAAGUUUGUUUACUCUGGCCUGACUCCGUACACAAACUACCGCAUCAGUGUGAGAGCCAAGUCUGCUGGAGCAGUGGGACCCGAUGCAAUGGAAUUCGUACUCACCGCAGCUGAGGCUCCCAGUGCUGUGUCCCAACUGAGUGCUGAGGCUGUGGACUCUACAUCUGUGCGUUUGUCCUGGAGAUUGCCUACUCAACCAAACGGACCAAUCACACGCUACCGCAUACGUGUGCUCUACAACGACCUCACAGUACAGGACAUUACACUGCAUGGUCUACAGGAAAGCAACAGGACUGACGAUGCCGAGGGUAUGUUGCCACGGCGUAUGUUGCCACGGCGUCGCCAUGGGCGAUCAGUUGACUUCACCACAGCAACUCCUGUGUUUCCGUCUGCGUCCGCGCUGUCCGCCGCCCCCCCCACACACCUCCACACCGCUGCCUUGGGUCUGGCCAGUGCCAUUGGUCAGACCUCCAGUGGCCAGUUCUCAGGUGCUCCACCAGAGGUCACUGUGACUGACCCCAACACUCAGACCGACACUAACCCCAUCUUCACGUCUGACCUGUCAUUCUCCUCCGCUGCCCCACCUUCUCCCCUCCCCCGGCUCACUGUAACCCCUGACACCACCAUUGACAGCUCGGAGCAGAAUGACACUGACCCGUUAACCAUGACAGCGCCCUCCGACCUCUCACCCUUAACCUCAGGCACUGACGAGCAGCACUCCAUCACAAGCUUUACUGCUUCAGGCCACACCCUUCAGACCCGGGCUGCCACGCGAGCUGCAGUCACUGGGGGAAUCGAAGUACUGCCAGCCAGUGAGGAGGUGAUAGACCUUUCUGAUGAGAUGCUGUACGUGGUUGGGAGUCUGAGGCCGUUCACGGAGUAUUCCUUCAGAGUGUCUGCAUAUACAACGGUGGGAGAGGGGCCUGAUACACACGUUACAGAGACUACCAGAGAACAGGUGCCCAGUUCAGUGCAGGCUGUGACCUAUGAGAACAUCAGCUCCACGUCCAUCAUGGUGAUGUGGGAACCACCACUCCACCCCAACGGCCAGAUCACGCAAUACACCAUCUACAGCCUCAACCUCAACACACAGCAGACGCGCACACACACCACCAGCAACACCAGCAUCCUCAUUACAGGCCUGGAGAAGUACAGUCGCUAUAAGCUACGAGUGGCAGCUUCUACUAUGGUGGGAGAGAGUCCUCUGUCUGAAGAGGAUGACAUCUAUGUAAUAACACCUGAGGAUGAGCCUGACUCACCUCCCCGUGACCUGACGCUGGUGGAGACAACCGCAUCUACGGCAACUGUCUCCUGGCAAGUGCCGGAGAAGCCCAAUGGCAUCAUCCGAGUGUAUGAGGUCUCCUUUGGCAACGCAUCCUACACACACAUACUCAACACCACUGCCCUGAGCGUCACUGUGCGGCACCUGAGGCCUUACACACACUACAACAUCACAGUGCGCGCCUACACACUCCAUGGACACGGCGACCAGGUGUCAGAAACCCUGCACAUCCUGUCAGGCGAGGAUGUGCCUGGUAGCCCAGCGUACGGGCUGUCCUACGAGAGCCUGAGCCCCAGUGAGGUGAACGUGUCCUGGGCUCCCCCUCUGCAGCCCAACGGCCUCAUCCUGCUCUACCACGUGGAGCUGUGGAACUCCACACACAUGCUCAACCUCAGCACCCCCGCCCCACACCUGCUCCUGACCAACCUCCGCAAGUACGCACGCUACCGCCUCAGUGUGCAGGCCGCCACACGCCUGGGCACGGGCAACUACAGCAGCGAGAUCCUCAACAUCACCACUCUGGAAGACGUCCCCAGCUCUCCCCCCCAGUUCCUGCUGGCCAGGAAGGUGUCCGACUAUGAGGUGCUGCUCACCUGGACUCCCCCGCUGGAGGCCAACUCAGAGGUCCUCUACUACAUCAUACGGGUGUGGAACCUGAGUUCUGAGUUUGUGCAGAAUGUGACGGAGACGUCAGUGCUGGUGAGGGUGGACUCGGAUGGAGAGUACAACGCCUCAGUGUCCAGCUGGACCAGACUGGGGGACGGAGGCAUACUCAUACACAUCACCUUCACCACAUCUGUUGCAGUGCCCUCUGAUCCUCCACAGAAUGUCAGCGUCAGUGAUGUCACACACACUUCCUUCAACCUGAGCUGGUUCCCGCCAGCUCAGCCUAAUGGCAUAUUACAGCACUAUACAGUGUACUACAGCAGCAACAACAACACCCUGUCACAGCGUGUCCCCGUGUGGGUGUCAUGGUGGGUGGUGUCGGGUGUGUCUGCGGGUGUGAGCUACAGCGUGUGGCUCACCUCCAGCACGGCAGCAGGGGACGAGGGUGUGGCCAGCCCGCCAAUCAACGUCACCACGCUGGAGGAUGUACCGAGUGGUCCAAUCCACAACCUGUCGGCUCAGAUCUUCAGCUCGACGGCCAUCAUAGUGAGCUGGGACCCACCCCUGGAGCCCAACGGGCGGGUCUUCUACCAGCUGACCCUGCAGGAGGCCGGCACCACCCACCCGUCAAUCAACCGCACUGCCAACCGCACCAUCACCAAGACCACCACCGACACCGUCUACCUGUUCACCAAGCUGCGCAAGUACUUCCCUUACGUCUUCAGGGUUACCCCGGCAACCAGAGCUGGAGCCGCCCUCAACCAUACCAGCAUGUUACACGUCAGGACAGAUGAAGAUGUUCCCAGUUCCCCUCCUCUCCCAGCUACCAGUAGAAAUCUGUCUUCCUCCUCCAUCUUGGUGCGUUGGUUGGCCCCAGCUGACCCCAAUGGCGAGAUCAUCGAGUAUGUGGUCGUUUUACAGGGCGUGGGGAUCUACAACACCACCUACACCCCCUACACACACCUGGCUCUCACACACCUCACGCCGUACACACCCUACAACCUGUCUGUCGCCGCAAUCAACCGCAAGGGCAUGGGCCCCUCCCUCAUGCUGGACCUACACACAGACGAAGCAGGUCCGAUGUCCCCUCCUCGCUCGCUUGAGAUAUUUAACCACACGUCGGACUCUGUGUGGCUGCGCUGGGAACCCAGUCUGGAGCCUAAUGGUCAGGUGCAGCAUUAUGGCUUCAGGAUACUCGACCUCAACACAGACACGCUCACCUUCCAGAAUUCCACAGGUCCAUCUACGCAGGCUGAGUUGUCAGGGUUUAGGCCCCACAGGAUGUACAAGAUCAGUGUGUGUACAUACACCAGGGCAGGCAAUGGAGACCAGUACAGCCUCCCUGUGAUAUUCACUACAAAUGAGUCAGUGGCGGACGCUGUGGGGAACCUCUCUUGUGCUGGGUUGAGCUGGGACUCAGUGCUGUUGGAGUGGGAGCCUCCUGCCAAUCCCAAUGGAGAAAUCCUCUAUUACCUCAUCCAAUCAGAUGACACGGAGGUGAUGGUGGACUCCGCCUCUCAGACACACAUGGUCACACACACUCUAAGUGGGCUGUGGCCUGAUGCCCUCUACACCAUCACUGUGAGUGCGGUCAACUCUGCAGGGCCUGGAGAGAUGAGCAACUGCACUACCUAUACACACCAAGAGACAGCCCCUGGUCCUCCAGACGCCCUGCGUGUGGUGGACGUGCAGCCCAGCUCAGUGACCCUCUGGUGGGCCGCUCCGGCUGCACUGUCUGGGCGUCUGCAAGGCUACCGGCUGGAGGUGGAGCUAUUGCUCCAGGGCUGUGUGGAGGACCAGGGGGGUCAGCCCCAGGACCAGCCCCAGCCGGGGGCCUCGUGCCUGGACACAGAGGUGCUGGUGUGGACCAACGGCACUGGGGGCAACGAGACGCUAACGCUGCACUCGCUGCGGAAGUACAGGCCGUACCGCUUCAGGGUCGCGGCGUACACCAGCGCAGGGAUGGGAGAGCCCACGGAGUGGGUGCACACACACACCGAGGCUGGAGACCCUGAGGCCCCUCCCCGCUCUGUUGCCGUGGUUCCUUCCUCUUCUGCUCUGAGGAUCCAAUGGGAGCCUCCGGCUGUCAUCACAGGCCCCACCUCCUACCUCAUCCAUGUCAGCUCUAUGGAUGGCACAGAGUUAAACCGGACUGUGGUGAGGCGGCCAGAGGAGGUACUGACGGUUGUCGUUGGCAACCUGACUGCGUUCACCCUGUACUCGGUUACUGUUUUGGCGUUCACAGGAGAUGAGACUGAGGCAGGAGAGAAUGGACAAGCCUCCGAACCUGUGCUGAUCAGAACUCUAGAGGAGGAACCCAAAGACCCUCCUAAGAACCUUACUCUGAUGGUUCUUCCUGAGGAGGUGACGCGUGUGAUGGUGACAUUCUCUCCGCCGGAGGAACCCAAUGGCAACAUCAGUGCGUAUCGUGUCAGUGUGUUCCGGAACGGCCAGCUGGAGUUCCACAUCGAUCAGCUGAACGUGAUCACACACCCCAACCACUCGCUGAGUGCAGUCAUAGACGGACUCAAGGGGGGACACCACUACAGUAUACGGAUUGCUGCUGUGAAUGGAGCUGGAUUGGGACCCAGUUCAGAUGUUGAGCUUGUAACUGGAAUAAAAGCUCCACCCAAGCCUACCCAUAGACCCCAGCCGGCCCUGGACAGGGGAGGUGUCGUCAUGUCAACCGCCAGAAGGAUCUUUAUCCAGAUGCCUGCUUGUUUUUUUAGUGAUGACCAUGGCCCGAUACACAAAGUACAGGUCAUUGUGUCUGAACCGGCAGUGAUGGACUAUAAGAACCUGAGCAGCUGGAGAACAGUGUUCCUGCACCAGCCUGCCCCGUACGUGACGGACGAUGGGUUUCCCAACCCUGCCUGCACAGAUGACGAUGACCGCCUGGCCCCCAACCCCAACGCUCACACACUCACACAGACCUACAUCAUCGGAGACGACGACGGAUGCCUCAGUGAGGAUGCCGACACACUCUGCAACGGACCCCUCAAACCCAAAACAUAUUACGUGUUUAAAUUCCGUGCCACCAACAGCCAAGGCCAGUACACAGACUCGGAGUACUCAGAGCGAGUGCGCACUGCAGAUGAUAACGUGUUGACUCGUGAUGAGCAGAUCAUCCUGGGUGUGCUGUUGUCCUUCUUCCUGGCCUUGUUCCUCAUCCUCCUCAUCUACGCCUCAGUGCGCAUCCACCAAAGGAAGUUGGAGGGCGGGACUUACUCCCCUCGGGAGGCAGAGAUUGUCGACACCAAGUUCAAGCUGGACCAGCUCAUCGCUGUGGCUGACCUGGAACUCAAGGAGGAAAAGAUAAACCGGUAUUCGUCCUUCUUCUUCAGACGGAAGGAGAUAUUUGUCAUCCAGCUUCUCAGUUAUAGAAAGUCUCUCAAGCCGGUCACCAAGAACGGCUUCCUUCAGCACGUGGAGGACUUGUGUGCCAACGACAAUGCCAAGUUCCAGGAGGAGUUCUCAGAGCUUCCCAAGCUGUUGCCAGACUUGGCAACAUCAGAUGCCGAUCUGCCCUGGAACCGUUCUAAGAACCGCUUCACCAAUAUCAAGCCCUACAAUAACAACAGAGUGAAGCUGCUGUCUGAGCCGGGCAUUCCUGGAUCUGACUACAUCAACGCCAGCUUCAUCUCGGGGUACCUAUGUCCCAAUGAGUUCAUAGCGACUCAGGGUCCUCUGCCGGGCACUGUGGCAGACUUCUGGAGGAUGAUCUGGGAGACGAGGACUAAGACCAUCGCCAUGCUCACACAGUGCUUUGAGAAGGGACGGAUUCGUUGUCAUCAGUACUGGCCGGAGGAUGAUAAGCCAGUAACAGUGUUUGGGGACAUUGUCAUCACCAAACUCACAGAAGACGUGUACCCGGACUGGACUGUCAGAGCACUGAGAGUGGAGAGGCAUGGAGACUACAUGGUAGUGCAUCACUUUAACUACACCUCAUGGCCAGAGCACGGCGUACCAGAGUCCAGCACCACGCUCAUCCAGUUCGCCAAGUCCAUCCGCUCCAACCGUGGCCAUGACAACACCACCAUCGUUGUGCACUGCAGUGCUGGCGUGGGAAGAACUGGUGUGUUUAUAGCUCUCGAUCACCUGAUCCAGCAUGCGAGGGACCAUGACUUUGUGGAUAUCUACGGCCUGGUGGCCGAGUUGCGCAGUGAGAGGAUGUGCAUGGUGCAGAACCUGGCCCAGUACAUGUUUCUCCACCAGAGCACUUUGGAUCUGCUGUCCAGCAAAAGCAACAGUCAGUCCAUCUGGUUUGUCAACUAUUCCGCUCUGGAAAAGAUGGACUCGCUGGAUGCCAUGGAAGGUGAUGUUGAGCUGGAGUGGGAGGAGACGACUAUGUGAUUGGCAGAUUGGUGAAGAACUGCUUCUGAAGGGCUAUCUUAAAGCUGCAUUUGGCAAGAUAUGUUUGAUCAUAUUCACUGAAACCAACACUAUGCUAAGACAGAACAACAUAAAUCAGCCGGUUUUAGAAAAAAACCUGCACUUCUACCUCC